This is a messenger RNA of Oncorhynchus tshawytscha (Chinook salmon), 3354 nucleotides long. RefSeq names its product rho GTPase-activating protein SYDE1-like. NCBI's taxonomy places the organism in Eukaryota, Metazoa, Chordata, Actinopteri, Salmoniformes, Salmonidae. The record is from RefSeq and is a predicted model, not a curated record. Gene Ontology annotation, biological process: signal transduction.
AAGGACAACCAUCUCUGCAGCCGCUCCACCAGCCUUUAUCUGCAGAGAAGAACGGAGAGAAGAAACGUCUUACCGAAGGAGGCUCGCGCGGCUGUCCUACCGAAGGAGGCUCGAGACUGUCCUACCGAAGGAGGCUCGCGGCUGUCCUACCAAAGGAGGCUCGAGACUGCCCUACCGAAGGAAGCUCCAGACUGUCCUACCGAAGGAGGCUCGGCUGUCCUAGGAGGCUCGAGACUGUCCUACCGAAGGAGGCUCGAGACUGUCCUACCGAAGGAGGCUCGCGGCUGUCCUACCGAAGGAGGCUCGAGACUGCCCUACCGAAGGAGGCUCGAGACUGUCCUACCGAAGGAGGCUCGCGGCUGUCCUACCGAAGGAGGCUCGAGACUGCCCUACCGAAGGAGGCUCGAGACUGUCCUACCGAAGGAGGCUCGAGACUGUCCUACCGAAGGAGGCUCGCGGCUGUCCUACCGAAGGAGGCUCGCGGCUGUCCUACCGAAGGAGGCUCGCGGCUACAUCCAGCGGAAGAGUGAUGUCAUCCAAAGCGCUUCAUCCUCAUCGUUGUCAACGGUAACGACAGAGGAGGCUGAACCCCCGACCCUUCCACCGGAGGACAGCACCACCACCCCACGCACCCAGAUAACAGUGGCCAAGAAACAGCAGUGGGCCAAACUGGCCUCCACACCAGGCACAGAGGGCUCUCACAGCCUGCUCUACGGGGCUUGUGACUCGGAUAGCAGCUCAGGAAAGGCCCAGGUCUCAACCGCCAAACAGGCCUGGAGCCAGAAGACGUUAGUGGAGGCCGGGCUGGACAGGAGGAGGUGUGAUGAUUUAGACUGGGAGCAUCAGGGACAAUGUAGCACCUCCUUCUGUGAGCCUCCUCCCCCUGUCCACACCGCAGUCCCAGAGUUCACCAACCCUAUAGGAGGUUACGCUGAGAUCUGUGUCUCCUCCUGUAUGGUGAAGUCCUCGGGGUCAGGGGCCUAUCUCCAGACCCUGGACAGGAGCAGCCGAGCCUGGGUACUGUCCACAGGAAAGAGCCAGGCUGCCGACGAGUCCUACUCGCGUCUAGGCCUCCCCCCCAACUGCUUCGCUGAGCUGAGGCAACGCACAGAAGGGGACAACAACAUUUGGUGGAGAAGGGGUGUUUCCAGCUCCGGAGGAGGUGUGUCAGUCCCCUCAGACAGCCCCGGUGCCCAGAAGAAAGGGGGCGUGGCCAGCAGCAUGAUGGACAGGAUCAAAUCCCCAGGAAUGGUCCGGAAAUCCCUUUCCAUGAAGAUGAAGAAGCUCCCCGAACUCCGCCGUAAACUCAGCCUGCGCUCCUCUCGCUCCCAUCGCCACGGGAAGGAGGGGACGGGCCGAGGAGGAGGGGACGGGGGUGGAGAGGGGACAUCACCCCCAGACGUCCGUAAGGAGCAGUCCAACGAGGUGAUCAGCAGGUACCACCUGGACACUUCGGCCCCGGCGAGACCACAACGACGCUCCUCCAGGGGACGCUCCUCUGCCGCCAGUAAGGGGGGCUACCUGAGCGACGGAGAUUCACCUGAGCUGCUGCCCAAACAGGGUGGACCAGGGGACCCUCCUCGGCCCACAACCCCCUCUUCCACCACCCCGCUCCACCCACCACUCCACUCGUUCAGAGUCUACAACUUGUCGGACCAGCCACGGUGCGCCCAGCGCGUCUCCGGCCUGCUCACGGUGCAUCUCGUUGGGGUGGAGAAACUGCUGAGGGCCCCUAAACAGGACGCCAGUAAGGAGGUGUUCUGUGCCAUCCAGGUGGAUGGUGUAACCAGGGCCCGUACCGGCCUGCUAACCUCCAGGGGGGGCUCUCUGCCCCUCAACCACACCUUCAACCUGGAGCUGGAGAGGGCCAGGCUGCUGAAACUGGUGGUGCUCACCCCUUACCCCGGGGCUGAGACUACCACCAUGAAGGGCAGCGACUCCACAGCAGCGACCAGGAACAGGGUCUGCUGUCUGGGGGCUGUGUCCAUACCCCCUCUGUUCAAAGCCUCUCGGUCUCAGCAGAUAUUCUUAGAGCCCAGGGGUCUACUUCUGACCCUGCUGGAGCAGUGGGAGCCCCUUCCCCCGACCCCCACCUCAACCCCCAUGGUGUUUGGAGUGGAGCUGCGCCACCUGGUGGACAAGGAGAACACCGCUGCCCCCCCUCUGCUCAUACAGAAGAGUGUGGCUGAGAUCCAGAAGAGAGGACUGAGGGUGGUGGGUCUGUACCGUCUGUGUGGUUCAGCUGCAGUGAAGAAGGAACUGAGAGACGCGUUUGAGAGGGACAGUGCUGCUGUCAGCCUGAAUGAAGAGGUUUAUCCUGACAUCAACGUCAUCACAGGCAUUCUGAAGGACUACCUACGUGAGCUGCCGUCCUCCCUUAUCACCAGGACCUUGUACGAGGUAGUUUUGGAGGCCAUGUCUCUGAGACCUCCUCCUUCUCGCUCCUCCCCUGGAACCUCCUCUCCUGGCAGGAGCGAGGGAGACGAACAGCGCUCUCAGAGCACCGUGGCCCUACUGCAAUGUCUGCCUGAACCAGAGAGGGCCACCCUCUCUCUGCUCCUGGACCAUCUGAGCCUCGUUGCCUCCUACAGUGACUGUAACCGAAUGAACUGUCAGAACCUGGCUGUGUGUUUCGGCCCGGUGCUCCUGACCCCCACCCAGGAGUCCUGGAGACCCACUGCACCAGGACAGGGCGGGCAGGGCGGGCGCGGGGGGAGCUGUGGAAGGGGCGGACGGAGUUUUGCUCACAGCGAGGAGAUCGCCAGUGCUGUGGACUUCAAGAGACACAUCGAGGCCUUGCAUUACCUGUUGCAGCUCUGGCCCAUUCCUCCAGACAGAGUGACAGACAACCCCGACUCUCCCACCCUCCUCCAGCCCUCCUCCAGUUCAGACACGCCUCCUUCCCCUCCCAGACCCAUGCCCCAUAACCCCCUGCCUCGGCGCUGCCAGCGUGGCCUGUCGCUGCCUCUGGACCUCCCGGGGGACGAAGUGGGCGUGGUCUCGCGACGUGGACGGGGCCGACUGGAGAGCCCGCCCUGUAACCGGUAUGCUGGCGACUGGAGCGUGUGUGGGCGGGACUUCCUGUCCGGAGGCGAUGCGGACUACGACGAGGUGGCAGGGAGCGACAGUGAGGAAGAGGAGGAAGAGAGGGAGGUGAAGAAGGUGGAGUGGACUCAGUACGUAGACGACUUAGUUCUGGACUUUGACGCCCCGUUUACCUGCAGACUGAGUCUCAAAGACUUUGAUACGCUGAUAUCAGACCUGGAGAGAGAGCUGUCCAAACAGAUUAACAUCUGUCUCUGAGAGGAGAGGAGAGGAGAGGAGAGGAGGGGAGGGGAGAGGGAAGGAGAAGAG